CUCGGUUGGCUGCUUGGGGCGGAACGUGCCGCCACUCACUCGCACCAUGGAGCCGCGGCGGAAGAUGGCGGCCGAGCCCCACAGCCGGGACCGGGGGCCGUACGCUCGGCCGCCGCUCUCCGCCCUCGCCGCCGCGCUGCUCCUGCUGGGCUGCAGCCCGGCCCCCGCCGCCGCCAGCUGUCACCAUGGCGUUCCCAGCGGCGGGGAGGUUGUCUACAAAGUUUAUCUUAAGGAAAAUCAUGUUCUCAAGAGAAAUGUUGAUCAAAAACUGAGAAUUAAGACUAUAUAUGACAGAAGUGUCGAAGAUUUGCUCCUUGAGAAACGACACCUUAUAAAGAACAAACUUUUCCCCCAAGCUAUUUCUUAUUUGGAGAAGACUUUUCAAGUUCGCAAACCAACAGGUACUAUUUCACUAAGCAGGCAAUGUGCAACAAACCAGUAUUUAAGGAAGAAAGGUGAUCCUCAUAGAUAUUGCCGAGGAGCCUGUGCAGAACACACAAGAUGUGGCCCAGUUAUAGUUCCUGAGGAACACUUACAGCAAUGUAGGGUAUGUAGUGAAAAUGAAUGGCAUUGUGGACCUGCUGGUUUACCAGACCAAGAAGGAGUUCGAGAUGCCGAUUUUGUACUUUAUGUUAGUGCUCUUACUACUGAAAGAUGUGGUCAGGAAAAUAUUAUUGCGUAUGCAGCCUACUGCCAACUGGAAGCAGAAAUGGACAGGCCAGUAGCAGGAUAUGCUAAUUUGUGUCCAAAUAUGAUUUCUACUCAAGCUCAGGAAUUUAUUGGCAUGCUGUCUACAGUGAAACAUGAAAUUAUUCAUGCACUGGGUUUCUCUGCUGGGCUGUUUGCAUUUUAUCACGAUGAUGAUGGAAAUCCUUUGACAGCAAGAUAUACAGAUGGGCUCCCGCCUUUUAAUGACAGUCUAGGUUUGUAUCAGUGGAGCAACAAGGUUGUUGAUAAAGCAGUGAGGUUAUGGGAUGUACGAGGUCAUAAGAUGCUGCGCCAUGACGUAUUUCUUCUGGUAACACCUCGAGUAGUUGAAGAAGCUCGGAAACAUUUUGACUGUCCAAUUCUAGAGGGAAUGGAGCUUGAAAACCAAGGUGGCAUGGGUACAGAGCUCAAUCACUGGGAAAAGCGAUUGUUGGAGAAUGAGGCAAUGACUGGAUCCCACACACAGAACAGGGUCUUCUCCCGGAUUACCUUAGCAUUAAUGGAGGAUACAGGCUGGUAUAAAGCCAAUUACAGCAUGGCAGAGAAAUUAGACUGGGGACGUGAUAAAGGCUGUGACUUUGUGAUGAAAAGCUGUAAAUUUUGGAUUGACCAAAAGAAAGAGAAGAGGCAAUUGGUGAGCCCAUACUGUGACACUCUGAGGAGUAAUCCACUGCAGUUAACUUGUAGACAGGACCAAAAGGCAGUAGCAGUGUGCAAUUUACAGAAAUUCCCAAAGCAGUUAUCUCAGGAGUAUCAGUACUUUGACAGUCUUAAUGGAGUACCAUCAGAAGAUUUGCCUUAUUAUGGCGGCUCAGUAGAAAUUGCUGACUAUUGCCCCUUUAGUCAAGAAUUUAGUUGGCAUUUAAGUGGUGAAUUUCAACGCAGCUCAGAUUGUAGAAUAAUGGAAAAUCAGCCAGAUCCUUUCAAAAACUAUGGUGCAGAGAAAUAUGGACCAAACUCUGUGUGUCUCAUUCAGAAAUCAGCAUUUGUCAUGGCACAGUGCAGAAAAAAACUCAGUUACCCUGACUGGGGCAGUGGAUGUUAUCAGGUUUCUUGUUCUCCCAAAGGACUGAAUGUUUGGGUCAAGGACACAGCAUACUUGUGCAGCCGCUCAGGUCAAGUGUUAACUGUUAGCAUUCAGAUGAAUGGAUGGGUACAUGCUGGAAAUCUAAUUUGUCCAGCUUGUUGGGACUUUUGUGAUUCCUGUCCCCCUGAACGGGAUCCUCCAGCUUCUAACAUAACAAGGGCACUAUCAAUUGAUUUGUGCUCCUGUUCCUCCAGCCUGGUUGUAACUCUCUGGCUGUUGAUGGCUAACUUGAUCCCCUUGCUGGCAGGAUUUCUUCUGUGUGUAUGGAGUUAAGUGUGGGUAAAAAGGUACUUACUCCAAGACUUCACCACCAUGCUACAUUCCUCGGGUCAAGAGCGCUACCAUAGUGCAACAUCUCUGCAGGCAGCAGUCUCACACUGAACGAUUGCCUUUUGGCCUAUCUCACUACUGCUUGUAGCCAAGAAGGUGCUGACAACAGCAGCUAACUUUUAAGAGGAGACAAAGUUUACUAUAUUUUCUCAGUAAGUGCCAGUAUUUUGUGAAUUCAGACCUUUAAUUUUAACAGUAACAACUUUUGAAGAUCAAAUGUGUUAGCUGCAUUAGGCAACUGGCAACGCAAUCGUUAGUGAUAUACAUGUGAAACCGUAAGAAUGCUUCUUGGAUUUUGUUUUGCUAAAUCCUCUAUGUAAGUGGUAGCAGGGUGUUUGGGUUGUUUGUUUUAGCAUCCUCAAACUGGAGAUAAACCUCAAUGUUUCUUUAGUCAAAAGCCAUGUAAAAAAUCAGUUGCCAUUGCUGCUAGGAACCUAGGCUGAAAUGGACUUUUACUGACUCUUGCAAUUUCAGCCACAUGCAGAGAGAGAGAGAGACGCACGCGCACACACAACCCCCCCUCCACCCCCCCGCAUUGAUAUUCUGGCAUUGCUUCCAAAAUACUAUUCUGUACUUUGAAACUUAUGAUGAAUUGAUGGUGUAUUUUUCAUGAAAUUGGUUUCUUUACAUUUAUUGAAAUAUUUUAGGAAUCCCACUUCAGCUUUUUGAAGCCCAUUCUCAUUUAAUGUGUGUCAGUUAUAUGAAAAUGGAUGCACUAAAUAUUUGAAUCUUGCCAGGGUAAUUUUAAGAAGGGGGAACACUGGUGUACUUUUGAUGGGAUGGUCAAAAUAUUUCACUUCACUACAGUAGUUUUUGUCCUUUACCUUCAAUACCAGUGUUCAGAUUGCAGGAUCAGGGUGAGGUGGGUGGUGGUGGUGGUGGUUGUUUUUAGACACUUUAUGGGUGUUUAGUAGUGAAGUAAUGAAGAGUUGUUCUAUUCUGCAUACAUAAUGUGAACACACAACACCUGUACUCUAAUUUGACUUUCCUUUGAGGGAAAAAUAAUAGUGAUGGCAACUGUAGUAAACAAAGACAAUGUUGACUACUUUAGGCCAAAACAAGACUAACACACUAAGAAAACUAUAGACUGGCUCUUCUGAUGGACAUGUGGCUGAUCUCUAAAAUGAUACUGGAUAUGUGAAGAUUUAAAAUAUUGCUAUGAAAACAGCUAUUUUUUUUUAAACCAGGGCAUACUGUGCUAUAAAGAAGCAAAGGUUAGCAGUGGACAAAAUCUACUAGAUUUAGGGAAAUGUGUAGAACUUCUGUCUCUACAGGAUGUCUGCUCCUGGGGGCACUUAAAGAUGCAAACUUGCCCAUAUUUGACCCCUUUUGGACUUACAAAUAAGUCUUGCUUGCCUUAUUCAGUUUGUUCAUGCUGAUAGUUCUGAUUCUCAGAAAACUGUUUCCAUUACAGAUGUGAGGGGGCAGGAGUGACCAGUGUUUCCAGCAUAUACCAAGACGAGGAGGAUAAAUAUCUUUUAACCUCCCUUUAAGUUGCUAUAAGGCAAUGGAUUUGUCAGGGACGUGCUCCCUCUUUGCAAGGAAAAAACAGUGGAGAUAUGGAAUAAAAAUCCUUUGGUCACAGAUGAAUUUGUUCUUUAAUAGGGAGAGUUUUCAUUAUGGUUAUAUGCAUGUUAAAGAAAAAUCUCUUUAUAUGGCUGCUGCAUUUUUUUUUUUUAACAUUAUACUUGUAAAAAUAGGGUUUUUGUAAUGUGGCCAAUGUCACUGAACCCUCAAUUUGCUACACAAGUUAAAACUGCCUUAAAGAAUCACAACUGAGAAUCCUUUGCAUUGGGCUAGUUCCAAGUUAUACACGCUGUUUUAAAUUAUAGGAGGCCUAAAUUAGCUUUAAAUAUGUGUGUUUUAAAAAAUUAUAACAAUUAGGGAUAAAAU
This is a messenger RNA of Dermochelys coriacea (leatherback sea turtle), 4018 nucleotides long. It is a transcript of the gene LMLN, whose product is annotated as leishmanolysin like peptidase. Lineage: Eukaryota; Metazoa; Chordata; Testudines; Dermochelyidae. The transcript has 17 exons. Gene Ontology annotation, cellular component: membrane; cytoplasm. Gene Ontology annotation, biological process: proteolysis; cell adhesion. Gene Ontology annotation, molecular function: metalloendopeptidase activity. Bases 47 to 2068 code for a protein of 673 amino acids. The record is from RefSeq and is a predicted model, not a curated record.